This is a messenger RNA of Naumovozyma dairenensis CBS 421, 588 nucleotides long. It is a transcript of the gene SYS1, whose product is annotated as Sys1p. Gene Ontology annotation, biological process: Golgi to endosome transport; protein localization to Golgi apparatus; Golgi to plasma membrane protein transport. NCBI's taxonomy places the organism in Eukaryota, Fungi, Ascomycota, Saccharomycetes, Saccharomycetales, Saccharomycetaceae. Gene Ontology annotation, cellular component: trans-Golgi network; Golgi membrane. The record is from RefSeq and is a predicted model, not a curated record. The coding region runs from base 1 to 588 and encodes 195 amino acids. The transcript has a single exon.
AUGUUUUCCAUGAGAAGGUAUCUACGUGUACCAAAUGAAUUGAAACCUUCCGAAUUAUUCAAACAAGAUUCCUUAUCACCUGGGAAAAUAACAUUACAGAUUAUUCUCCUGCAAAUAUUCUAUUACAGCACCGCCAUGUUCCUCUUUUACUCUUGGGGGAAAUUGGUAGGCUAUAAAAUUGAAAUGAAGAAAUGGUUAAUAUCUUGGGAAUCUAUUGACUUCACAAACGGUUAUGGUCUUACCAUAUCAAUGCUUUGGCUGGCGGACUCUUUGAUAUGUGUCAUAUUUCUGACAGUAAUCGUUGGUAGAAGUAAACUAGCUUGGGACUUUGCCAUUACAAUACAUGCCAUUAAUUUCAUAGUUGUUUAUGUAUACAGUGGGAAACUCCCCUCGUUUUCAUGGUUUUUCCUUCAGUUUCUAUCUUCCCUAAUCCUUAUAUUCUUGGGUACAUGGACAACACGUUGGAAGGAGUUGAGAGAAACAUUUUUUGAAGGUAUGAUUGACCAGGAAGAACUGCAUUCUAUCGGAAGCAACACUCAUCCAGGAGAACCAGUUCCGGUUGUACGUGACCUGGAAAGUCAAAGGUAG